AUGCAGAACGAUGAGGACGGCGCCUACCUCAACGCCCAUCUCCUCCUCACCUCCUCCUCCUCCUCCAUGUCCACGUCCACCACGGUGACGGUGACCACGCGCGGUGGUGCCUUCACCAGCACCAUCUCCCUGGGCCCCGGCGCCGCGGUUCCCCUCCGCCUCCCACCCGACGUGGAGCUGGUGGGCAACCAACUCUCCGACAAAGCCGUCUCCAUCCAGGCCACCAACGACAUCUCCGUGGUGGCCACCAGCACCAAGAGGCUCACGACCGGCGCCACCGUGGUGCUACCCAUGGAGAUGUUGGGCCGCAGGUACUACGUGGUGACACCGGAGGGCACCAAAAGAGCCGGGCUCAAGGAGCUGGUGGUGGUGGCCGGAAGGACCUCGACCACCGUCACCAUCAAAGCCAAGGGGAGGUUCUACUACCGAGGGAGGAGCUACUCCACCGGGAGCAUCCUUCGCGUCUCCUUGGGGUCCUACCACAGCUUCCAGCUCCAGAGCCGCUCCGACCUCUCCGGCACCGAGGUCACGUCGGACAACCCCAUAGCGGUCCUCAGUGGCCACAGCUGUGUCAAGGUCCACACGGGGUGCGACCAUGCGGUGGAGCAGCUUCUGCCCGUUGAGGCCUGGGGCAAGGUCUUCAUCGUCCCUCCCGUCCCGCUGCAGAAGGACACGGACUUGGCCUACGUGGUGGCAGCGGAGAGGACCUCCCUUAGCUACAAUAGGGGCAACGCGGUUGCCACCGAGGUCAUGGUGGCCGGGCAGGUCCGUAGGGUCAAGGUGGGCCCAAGCUCUCCCCUCCAUCUCAAUGCUUCAGCUGGGGUCCAGGUGGUUUUCUUCUUCACCGGCUCCAAGAAGGGCUCCAUGAAGCGAGAUCCCUUCAUGGUCACCAUCCAACCCGUGGCCACCUACUGCAAGUCCUACCGGGUCAUCGGCAUGGCCGGCUAUGAGAACCACGUUGGCCUCGUGGCGCCCAGCGUGGACACCAGCUCCAUAACACUCAACCAGGGGAUGGAGAGGACCAUACCCUGGCAAAGCAUCCCCGACACGGAGCUCUCCUGGGCCACCAUCACCAUGAGCAAAGCAGGGGAGAUCCAGAGCGUGGAGCACCCGAGGACACCUUUUGGGCUCCUGGUCUUUGGCUUCCAGAACUACGCUGGUUAUGGCUUCAGUGGCCUCUGUGCCACCGCUUCUCCUCCUCUUUCAUGCCAAGACCUGGCCUGCAAGGACAAGUGUGUGAUGGUGGACGGGCAACCUAAAUGUGUCCAGGAGACCUUCUCAACCUGCUGGGCCACCGGCGACCCUCACUAUAGGACCUUCGAUGGGCACCCCUUUGACUUCAUGGGCACCUGCACCUACACCUUGACCAAGACCUGUGACCCGGACCCAACCCUGCCCAUCUUCAGCAUCGAGGCCAAGAACGAGCACCGGGGCAACCUGAAGGUCUCCUAUGUUGGUUCCAUCACCAUCCGUGUCUAUGGCGUGACCAUCGUGGCGGUCAGGUCGGAGAACGGCAUGGUGAGGGUCAACAACCACCGCUCCCACCUCCCCAUCACCCUCUCCGAUGGGAAGCUCCACCUGCGGCAACGGGGCCGCUCCAUGCUGCUUCAGACAGCCUUCAAGCUCAAGGUCCUCUAUGACUGGGACGCCCGCGUGGCGCUGAGGCUCCCCAGUGCCCUCAAUGGCAAAGUGUGCGGCCUGUGCGGCAACGCCAACGGUGACCCCCAAGAUGACGCCCUCAAACCUGAUGGAGACGCGGCCCAGGACGCGGUGGAGCUGGGGGCGAGCUGGAAGGUGGCCAAUGAGAGCCGUCGUUGUUGGGAUGACUGCAGUGGGGCCUGUGAGCGGUGCCAAUGGGAUGAGGUGGCCCGGUACCAGGAGGAGAUGUGGUGUGGGAUGAUGACCCAAGGCACGGGGCCCUUCUGGAGGUGCCACGCCACCAUCAACCCCAAGGUCUACGUGGACAACUGCGUCUAUGACCUGUGUGCCAACGGUGGGCUCCAUGCCAUGCUGUGCCAAGCCCUCGAAGCCUAUGCAGAUAGCUGCAGAGAGGAAGGGGUCACCAUCGGGGACUGGAGGACACCGGCGCGGUGCCCCCUCCCCUGCCCCAUGAACAGCACCUACACCUCUUGUGGCACCCCCUGCCCCACCACCUGCAACCCCACUGCCCUCCCACCCACCUGUGACCCCACGACCUGCGUUGAGACCUGCGAGUGCCACCAGGGCUUCGUGCUGGACCUCAACGACUGCGUCCCCCAAACCGAGUGCGGUUGCGUCUUCGAGGGCCUCCUCCAUGGUCCCCACGAGGUCUUUUGGGGCGACACCAACUGCACCCAACGGUGCCGCUGUGACCCCGAGCUCCAAGGGCCCCGGUGUCAAUGGUCCAGCUGCAGCCAUGGGGAAGAGUGCCGGGUGGAAGGGGGCAUCCAAGGCUGUUACCCCAAGAGCUAUGGGACCUGCUCUGCUGUUGGGGCCACCCAUUAUGAGACCUUUGAUGGUGGGAGCUUCACCUUCCGAGGGUCCUGCCUCUACCAGCUCGCUGGGUUGUGUGGGACGAGGCAGGAGCUGGUGGACUUCCAGGUGUUGGUGCAGAACGGGCACGAAGAGGAGGAGCUGUCCUCCAUCGCGCUCGUGAUGGUUGAGGUCUAUGGCAAGACCGUCGCCAUCAAGAGGGACCACCCUGGUAAAGUCAUGAUCAACGACCGCUUGGUCAACCUCCCCUACCACCACCCGGAGCAGAAGAUCUCCAUCUCCAGAGGUGCCCAAGGGGCCGUGGUGGAGACCGACUUCGGCCUCACCGUCACCUACGAUUGGCAAAGCCAAGUCCUGGUCUCGGUGCCCAGCACUUACUCCGAUGCCUUGUGUGGCCUCUGUGGCAACUACAACGGCAACCGGGAGGAUGAGGUGAUGAUGGUGAUGAUGAUGAUGAAGAACAGCAGCGUUGGCGCCUCUGGAGCCCACCUCAAGGUGAUGGACAUCCCAGGGUGCGUGGAGCUCUUCAACGUGGAGUGUCCCCAUAGGGGGCAACAGCAAGGAGAAGACUCCGAGAUGGGUUGUGGGCUCCUCAAGCAAACCCAGGGCCCUUUUGGAGCUUGCCAUGCCCAUGUAGAUGCCACCAGGUUCUUCCAGAGCUGUGUCCAUGAUUCCUGCCUCUUCCCGCAUCGGGACGGGGUGGCGUGUCCCAUCCUGGCCCAUUACGCUGCCGCCUGCCGAGCUGCUGGUGUCCCCAUUGGGAUGUGGAGGACCGAGGACUUCUGCAAUAUCUCCUGUCCUCCACGAAGCCACUACGAGCUCUGCUCCGAGGCCUGCUCCCAGACCUGCAGCUCCAUCCACACCUCCACAAGGUGCCCCACGAGGACCCAGUGCCACGAGGGUUGCGUCUGCGACCAAGGCUUCGUGCUCAGCGGUGACGAAUGCGUCCCCAUGGCCCAGUGUGGUUGCCACCAUCAGGACUUCUACUACAAGGCCAACGAGACCUUCUACCCCUCCAUGCAGGAGGAGUGUCACUGCCAGGCCGGUGGCACCGUGGACUGCCAGGAGACCUCUUGUCCCAUUGAUGGGGAAGGAGAAGUCAUCAAUGGGGUCUUCCAAUGCCCAUCUACUGCCCCAGGGACCUGCGUGGCCACCGGGGACCGCAGCUACGUGUCCUUUGAUGGGGUGGCUUUCAACAUGUCCGGUACCUGCUCCUAUGUCCUCGCUGAGACCUGCUCUGGUGACCUGGACUCCUUCGUGGUGAAGGUCCAGAAGGAUGCUCGGCAGAAGAAGAAGGCCUCCAGCAUCCAAACGGUGACCAUUGAGGUCCAUGGGCUCACGUUGACCUUGAUGCAAGGCAGGAGGAGUGUGCUGGUGGACUCCAUAUCCCACCACCUCCCAUCCAUCCUAAGCCAUGGGCAGGUUGAGGUCCACCAGCACGGGGUGGGCGUCCUGCUCCGCACUGACUUCGGCCUCCUGGUUCGCUAUGACCUCCUCCACCACGUCCUGGUCACGGUGCCCCCCGGCUACCGAGGCCACCUCUGUGGGCUCUGUGGCAACUACAACGGCCGAGGAGACGACGACCUCCUCCUCCCUGAUGGCCACCAGGCUCCCAACGCUACGGCCUUGGGCUCUGCAUGGAAGGCCCUCGAUGCACCUUGCCUUGACCAUUGCCCCGAGGACCAUUGCCCCACCUGCCCGGAGGAGAAGAUGAGGGUCCUCCAGAAACCCAACUACUGUGGCCUCCUCAUGGUCCCCAUGGGACCUUUUGCCUCCUGCCACCACCUCAUUGACCCGGACCCGUACCUCCAGGCGUGUCUCCAUGAUGUCUGCCUUGCCGACGGGGACACCGGUGUCCUCUGCAGGAGCAUCCAGAGCUACUCCAUCGCUUGCCAGGAUGCUGGUGGCACCAUCGAGGCUUGGAGGAAACCGUCCUUGUGCCCCCUCAAGUGCCCACCCAACAGCAGCCACUCCCUUUGCCCCGAGCUCUGCACCCAGAGCUGCUCAAGCCUUGGAGAUGCCUCCAGGUGUCCCCAGGGCUGCAUGGAAGGGUGUCAAUGCCACCACGGGUACGUCUCCGAUGGCCACGGCUGCGUCCCUGAGGAGCGCUGCGGGUGCUUUGUGGAUGGGGAAUACUACAAGCCCCACGAGGUGGUCCUGAAGGAGAGCUGCCACCAGCGCUGUUCCUGUGUCCCUGGCCAAGGCUGGGCCUGCAGCAACCACAGCUGCACCGAGGACGAGGCCUGCGAGGUCAAGGACGGGACCAUGGGGUGCAUCAACCAAAACCCUUGCAAAGCCCUUCGGUGCCGACCCAAGGAGCGGUGCAAGCUGAAGGACGGCCAAGCCAAGUGUGUCCCAUCCAUGGUUGCCACCUGCUGGGCUUGGGGGGAUCCCCAUUACCACACCUUUGACGGGCUGGACUUUGACUUCCAAGGGACCUGCACCUACACCAUGGUGGAGACCUGUGGGAAUGACACCUCCUUGGUGCCCUUCAAGGUGGAGAGCAAGAACAACGUCCGGGGGGGGGUGAGAUCCAUCUCCUACGUCAGCUUGGUCAAUGUCGAGGUCUAUGGUCAGCGCAUCUCCAUCCACCAGAAGGAAGUGGGCAAAGUCAGGCUGGACGGCGUCACCACCCUCCUCCCGGUCACCCUGGAGGCCACCAAGCUCCGCCUCUUCCAGAGCGGCCUCAGCGCCGUGGUGGAGACCGCCUUUGGCCUGAGGGUCACCUACGACUGGAACUGGCGCCUCCUCAUCGACCUCCCCAGCACCUUCUAUGGCCACACUUGCGGCCUCUGCGGCAACUUCAACCUCAGGCCGGAGGACGACGUCCCCCAUGGUGGCACCAACCUCACCUCCGUGGUGGCCUGGGCCCAGGCUUGGGAGGUCCUCGAUGGGCAGGAGGAGGACCCCUUCUGUUGGCACCACUGCGAGGGAGAGUGCCCCUUGUGCCAGGAGGAGAAGAGGGAGCUCUAUGGGGGCAACCGCUACUGCGGCCUCAUCAAGAAGAGCUUCCAAGGGCCCUUCGAGGCGUGCCAUGGGGUGGUCCCACCACAGGACUUCUACAGCCACUGCCUCUAUGACGUGUGCAUGGGCGAUGGGGCCAAGCAGAUCUUCUGCCCCGUGCUGGAGGCCUAUGCGGCCAUCUGCAGGAAGCGUGGGGCCACCGUGCGGGACUGGAGGACGCCAUCGGGUUGCCCCCUACCAUGCCCCGAGCACAGCCACUACGACCCCUGCGGCACCUCCUGCCCGGCCACGUGCUCGGACCGAGACGCUCCCACCUCCUGCAGCCAGCCCUGCGUGGAGACCUGCGCUUGCGACCAGGGCCACGUCCUCAGCGGUGGCCAAUGCGUGCCGGUGGCCAGCUGUGGUUGCACCCACGAUGGACGUUACCACCCCCCCGGCGAGGAGUUCUGGGCCGACGAGCGCUGCAGCCUCCGGUGCCGCUGCCACGCGGCGCUGGCCAUGGUGGUGUGCGAGGAGGUGGCCUGCAAGCCCGGCGAGGCCUGCUCCCUGGUCAAGGGCGUGAGGAGGUGCGUGGCCACCAGCAGGUCCGUCUGCGUGGCCACCGGGGACCCCCAUUACACCACCUUCGAUGGGCGCCGCUAUGACUUCAUGGGGACCUGCACCUACCGCUUGGUCGCCCUCUGCUCCCAGGACCCGACCCUGGUGCCCUUCGUGGUCACCGUGGAGAACAGCAACAGGGGCAGCCCCGUGGUCUCCUACACCAAGGAGGUCACCUUGGAGGUCUACAACGUGAGCCUGGGCCUCAGCCAGGAGCACCCCAAGAAGGUCAAGGUCAACGGCGUCCUGGUGGAGCUCCCCUUUGAGCACAGCGAGGAGCUCCGGGCCCACCUCAGCGGCUUCCACGGCUUCAUCACCACCGCCUUCGGCCUCACCCUCACCUUCGAUUGGCGCAGCCACGCCAGGGUCCUCCUCCCCAGCGCCUACGCCGGCGCCGUCUGCGGCCUCUGCGGCAACGCCAACGGGGACCCCGAGGACGACCUGGUUCUGCCCAAUGGGGACGUGGCCACCAACGAGACCCAG
Messenger RNA from Neopsephotus bourkii (Bourke's parrot), 6516 nucleotides. Its product is annotated as IgGFc-binding protein-like. Gene Ontology annotation, molecular function: protein binding. The transcript has 13 exons. The annotation marks the transcript as partial. NCBI's taxonomy places the organism in Eukaryota, Metazoa, Chordata, Aves, Psittaciformes, Psittacidae. The record is from RefSeq and is a predicted model, not a curated record.